GAUAAUUACUUAGUCUCAUUGAAUUCAGUUAAAAAAGACUUUAAAAUAGGUUUAUGAAUUAUUGAAAAGUUUUUAAAAUGUGGUGAAGGCAGAAAUGAAUUUGUUCUGAGAUUGGGUGAUAACAAUAGAAGAAAAUAAAUAUUAGCAGCUAUUUCUGAUUAAAAAAAAGUAUAAGAUCCUUUAUUUUUAAUGUAAUUAUAUAUUAAGGAGAGCAUUAACGAUACUCAGAGAGGAAAUUUAUCUACUUGGGCAAGAUAUCUUUUUGACGCAUAAUACAGUUUAUUCUGCACAAUUGUUGGACAUAGAACAAGUUAUAAAUACAUCUUUCACAUUGAGCAUAAUAUGGAACACCGAAGCGUUUUGCUUACUUUUGUUUAUUAUCACCGCCAAAUUGCAGCUUGAAGAAAUAACAGAGAUUAACAUGGAAGAAGUUGAAAAAGUGUACAAAAAUAUCCAAGAAAGAGUACUACGUUUAUGUAUUGAUGAUAGUAAAGUUGAAAAAGAACAUGAAAAAGAUUUUGGUCCACGUCUUCGACUUGUAAAAAUGGCUCAAUUAAUUCAGGAAAUCGGAAAUCAGCUACAUUGUUCCAUUAUUACUAUUGCGAAGGCCCAGGUUUUAUACCAUCAAUUCCAGAGACUGAAGAAGAAUUCUGACCUUAAAACAUUGGAAGUUGCAGCUGCCUGCUUAAUUUUGAGUAUCAAAUUCAAUCAAGAGGAUGUAACUAUUGAGGAAGUCAUCAUAAAAUUUAUUCAUAUGGCACAAGAUUUAAACACUGUCCCAAUGCCUAUAAGACGUGAUCCUUCAUCGGAAGAGCUUCAAGAUAUGAAAAGAAAAUUAUGUUCAAUUGAAUACACUGUAUGCAAAGUACUGGGUUUCAAAAACUUUAGAAUAGCUCAUUCGUAUGUGUUCAAGUUUCUGGCCCAACUUCAGUCAUUACCUGAUGUAAGUGAGACUGCAAUUUCAACUAUAUCCACUACAGUCAUGAAACUUCUGUCUACAUACUAUUUGUGUGAAGGAUGUAUAGAUUUUGAUGCUGUUGAAAUUGCUACUGCCUGUCUUCAGUUUGUUGACCUAUUUCAUGGUGGUGUUACUUCCUCUAUUCAUUAUAUUUUAAUGGGAGAAUUUAGCUCUAUAUCUAACAAAAACAGGACAUAUGAUAUUCUGAAUGACAUGAUUAUAGCUUCUGAUGUGUCUACGAUAUUGACGUUUACCUAAAUUGUUCAAUGUAAAUCAUUUGUACAUUAUUUUUUAAAAUCUUGUAACAUAUCAUUUGUUUUAUUGGAGUACAUACACAAUUGCAUUAUGUAUUUACUUUUGAUGUGACAUUAAAAUACAUCACUGUUUUGUCUUUUA
Molecule: messenger RNA, 1354 nt
Organism: Argiope bruennichi
Lineage: Eukaryota; Metazoa; Arthropoda; Arachnida; Araneae; Araneidae
Exons: 8
Coding region: 422-1216 (264 amino acids)
Biological process (GO): regulation of transcription by RNA polymerase II
Cellular component (GO): nucleus
Molecular function (GO): cyclin-dependent protein serine/threonine kinase regulator activity
Source: RefSeq, a predicted model, not a curated record